CUCUCAACAAUCCCUUCGCUGAUUCCUGAACCGCGCGCCAGCCCGCCACGCGCCAAGCGGGCCGUGGAUCCUGAUCCUAUUCCUCAGCAGGUGUCUGCACCAAGGCCAGUAACUUGUUGUCCACCUGAUUGCAGGGGCCAGAGCUACAAGUCUUGUCUCAGCCACCCACCUCCAGUCACGCCAAGGUCGAAGAGUUACUGCAAUGGGCUCUCGAUCGCGUGCAUGAGGGUAACAUCCGACUGCAGGAGCACUUAGAGCAGGAGCCGAUACAUACCACGAGGUUACAAUCUCCGCCCGAGGACUCGCCAGAUAUGCGGAGAGCCCAACACCAUCUGGAGGAACGCGAGGAACAGUCUCCGCCGAGAAGACCGUACCCAUUUCAUCAUGAGUAUGGAUAUUCUACGCAUUCCAAUGCCUCUCCAGAGGACUCUAGAAGAAAUCCCUAUGGCAUAGCGUCAAUAGCUGUCGGGGGCUCGCCACAGCAAACAGCAGCGCCCUCUGGAGCAAUGUACAUGCUUCCACAAUCACCACCAACACAGGCUACACAGCCAGUACACCCGACCAUAUUGCCUUCGCCAUCGUCGCUAAACUUCUCAAGUUCUCAAAGCCUGUCGUCAAUGACUCCGCCUAUCACAUACACUCACGCUUCGGCACAGAACACUCUCUUGCAGGACCUACAGCACCAGGUGACCAUCAAGACGCUAGAAUUCCGAACUCUCCAGCGCGAAUACGACAAUCUUCUCCAGAAACUCGAACGCCAGAAAACAAAAUGCGCCACUCUUGAAAAGAAGUUUGAAGUCAGUGACUGUGAGAUCAAUAGUUUGACGGACGAAAAGGAAAAAUUACAAAGUCAAGUGGUAGCCUUUGAAGGACAAGUCGAGGAGCUGCAGCAGAGCCGGGAUGAAGCUCGACGCCAGUUGAUUGCAAAUGGAGCACAGUACAUGCGCAUCAUGGAGAUGGCAAAUCGCCUGCAGUCUCAAGGAGCAGAUGACAAGAAAAAAUGGGACAUAGAGAGGAUGGAGUUGGAGCAGCGGAUCCGCGUGCUUGAAGAAGCCAUGGUGACUGGUGACCAGCAUCACGUCACACUAACACCUGGCUCAGAACACCAUGCAACCUCGAAUUAUUCCCCAGUACCGGGCGAAUCGACGCCCCAGAAUCAUGCUCCUUCGUCCUCGUCGCAAACCGAGACUGUUAAUGUUCUCCGAGCGGAAAUUAAUCGGCUCCGCUCCCGCACGCAGACACUCGAAAGUGCAGUCAGGACUAUGCAGCGGGAAAGCAAAUCGAUUCAAACGGCGGCACAGCAGCUUGUGGAUUCUAGUGAGAGAGUGAAGGAUGCGGCACGGGAUAUAAUAGGGGACGGCAAGUGA
Molecule: messenger RNA, 1367 nt
Organism: Bipolaris maydis ATCC 48331
Lineage: Eukaryota; Fungi; Ascomycota; Dothideomycetes; Pleosporales; Pleosporaceae
Source: RefSeq, a predicted model, not a curated record